UUAUCUGUCAGAUGUCACUAUACACUACUCUGUGCUUUAUCAGUCAGCUGUUUUGAAAGACGGACGGUUGCUAUAGUAACGGCGUCAUGAAUUCUGAACUGGAAAUCACGUUAAAUUUCAGUGGUGGAGCUGAACUACUUUUUGGCAAAAUUAAGCUUCACACUGUUAAACUGCCUUCUCAAGAAACAUGGUGUAUGAAAAAACUUCUUGUAUGGAUCAAAGAAAAUUUGCUUAAGGAACGACCAGAACUUUUUCUUCAAGGUGAUACAGUGAGGCCUGGAAUUUUGGUACUAGUCAAUAACGCUGACUGGGAAUUAGUGGGACAAUUGGACUACAAUUUGCAGAAUAGGGAUGAAAUUGUUUUCAUAUCUACGCUUCACGGAGGAUAAAAUGUUACUUCACUGAUAACUUGCGUGCCUAUUAUCUCAAUUUCAAAUACAUAAAAUGGAGUGCAUACUUCUUUCUUCUAA
Daphnia pulicaria is the source of this 470-nucleotide messenger RNA. It is a transcript of the gene Urm1, whose product is annotated as ubiquitin-related modifier 1-like. Gene Ontology annotation, biological process: protein urmylation; tRNA thio-modification. The record is from RefSeq and is a predicted model, not a curated record. Bases 87 to 389 code for a protein of 100 amino acids. Gene Ontology annotation, cellular component: cytoplasm; nucleus. Lineage: Eukaryota; Metazoa; Arthropoda; Branchiopoda; Diplostraca; Daphniidae. The transcript has 5 exons. Gene Ontology annotation, molecular function: protein tag activity.